Messenger RNA from Hippoglossus stenolepis (Pacific halibut), 1404 nucleotides. Its product is annotated as RCC1 domain-containing protein 1. The coding region runs from base 126 to 1283 and encodes 385 amino acids. The record is from RefSeq and is a predicted model, not a curated record. The transcript has 8 exons. NCBI's taxonomy places the organism in Eukaryota, Metazoa, Chordata, Actinopteri, Pleuronectiformes, Pleuronectidae.
CAUGCGCUGUACGUCGCCGCGCAGCGCCACCUUCCACGCGGUUUAAACUUUGCGGGUAACUGCGCUGCCACGGAUCAGCUGCGGCAGGUUUCCGCGAGAAACAAACGGAGGUGACGCGUUUUCCAAUGCGGUGGUUUGGAUUUGGCUUCAACGCGUUUGGACAAAUAUGUGACGGAUUAAAUGAAGCGGCAGGAAGCGACGUCACCGAGGAAAUCAGAGUGCUCCGUCCAACUGAGCUCGACUCCUGCUGCUGCUGCGCCAAGAUCAGUGGAGUCAGAGCGAGCUGGAGUCGAAGAGCGACUGUGCACGAGGAUGGUGACAGCUGUGUGUGUGUGGCAGGUUUCGAUGCAGCCUCCUCCUCUCAGUCCUGUGGUGUUUCACUGAGCCUCGGCUGUAAAGAUGCUUCCAUCAGCGAACAGCACCUGACCCUUGCUUUCCCAGACAGGAUCGAGUCCUGGGACCUGCAGAGGAAAGACCAGACUCCAUCAUGGAGCACGGAAACAAACACCCAAUCGGAGAGCAGCUCUGGUUGUCCACUCCUGAAUCUCCCAUUGGUCCCUGGUGGUUACAUAGCAACCAAACCUCCUCUCUUCCGCUCCCUGUCGCCUCACCUGAAAGCCAAGAGUCUGGCUCUGGGAGGAGAUCAUGCCGUCCUCCUCUGUGCCUCAGGAGCCGUGUACACCUGGGGACUGGGCAGUCACGGUCAGCUGGGACACGGAGGCCUCACCUCUGAGGAGGAGCCCAGGGCAGUGGAGGCCCUCUGGGGGAUGUCCAUGAGCGGUGUUGCUGCGGGAGGCUGGCACUCUGUCUCCAUUAGUGACGGCGGUGACCUUUAUUUGUGGGGCUGGAAUGAGAGCGGUCAGAUUGGACUGCCAUCACGAGGUCUGAGGAAAACGAUGCAACAGCGAAGUAGCCAACAAGCAGGAGCUUUGUGCCAAGACGCUGAUGUGAAGAGUGGUGAAGAGCCACAGGAGGGAGAGAAACACGAGGAUGUAUUCAUAUCGAUCCAGGCUUUCCCGGCUCUGCUGGAUGUCACCCCGUCUUGUGAAAUCAGGACAGUCAGCUGCGGCUCCCGUCACACAGCUGCUGUGACAACCACAGGUGACCUCUACACUUGGGGCUGGGGUGAAUACGGUCAACUUGGACAUCAGACGUUAAUCAGUUCAGAUGAGCCCCAGCGUGUGGAGUUCUUCAGGGAGCAGCAGAUGCGUGUGGUUGAUGUGGUGUGUGGGACGUGGAACACUUUUGCUGCUGUUGUCAAGGAGGAAGUCCCAAGCUCUUAAAAAUACAAAGGAAUCUCCCCUCAUAAACGGGAACAGUGGACUUUGGACAACAUAUCAGGAAGUGUGAGCUCUCACAUGAAAAACAUUAAGACUUAAGAUUAAAUAUAUUUUGUAGUACAAA